Molecule: messenger RNA, 1386 nt
Organism: Cannabis sativa
Lineage: Eukaryota; Viridiplantae; Streptophyta; Magnoliopsida; Rosales; Cannabaceae
Exons: 3
Coding region: 1-1386 (461 amino acids)
Source: RefSeq, a predicted model, not a curated record
AUGGCUUCCAUGACAAAUGUUUUAAAGAAUUUGAGCAUUGGGAACUCUAAAAAUAUGCAAGCAGCUGCUGCCAUUCAAAGUGAAGACGUCUCAUGUGUAUUUUGUGGAGAAGGGCAUGUGUUUGAGAAGUGUCCCUCUAAUCCGGAGUCCGUUUGUUACAUGGGAAAUCAGAAUUUUAAUAUAAACAAUGGGGCAUUCUCAAACUCUUACAAUCAAGCAUGGAAGAAUCAUCCUAAUUUGUCUUGGGGGGGUGGUCAAGGAGCAAGCUCAAGCACCGCACCAGCCCAAGGAAGACAAGCAUAUCCACCGGGUUUUUCACAACAACUGCGACAUUCACAACAUGCUCAAAAUUCCCAACCGAGUUCUUUGGAGAGUCUAAUGCGGGAUUAUAUGGCCAAAAAUGAUGCGGUGAUACAAAGUCAAGCUGCCUCUCUUCGAAACUUAGAGUUGCAACUUGGACAUUUGGCCAAUGAAUUAAAAGCUAGGCCGCAAGGUUCUUUGCCUAGUGACACGGAAAAUCCAAGGAGGGAUGGGAAGGAACAAUGCAAAUCCAUUCACUUGAGGAGUGGCAAGCAUCUGAAAAAUUCUGAGGAGGAAAUAAAGGGUAGUGGGGAGCCCACUUCAAUCCAAAUCAACGAAAAAUUGAGUAAAAAAACUGCCCAGGAAUUUGCUGAUACCAGACUAGUUGAUACAAAGAAAGGGUCGCAACCUCGAUGCCGCAAUCUGCACCAAUUUCAGAAACAACAACAAGAUGGGCAAUUCAAGAAGUUUUUAGAUGUGUUGAAGCAGCUCCAUAUCAAUAUUCCUUUGGUGGAAGCAUUGGAGAAAAUGCCGAAUUAUGUCAAGUUCUUAAAAGAUAUUUUGACAAAGAAAAGGAGGUUGGGGGAGUUUGAAACUGUACCUCUUACCGAAGGAUGCAGCGCCAUGUUGAAAACACGUCCUACAACUGUUACAUUGCAACUUGCUGACAGGUCCAUGGCCCAUCUGGAAGGAAAAAUAGAGUAUGUUCUAGUACAGAUUGACAAGUUCAUUUUUCCAGCUGAUUUCAUCAUCAUAGACCAUGAAGCUGAUAGAGAUGUGCCUAUUAUCUUGGGUCGGCCAUUCCUUGCUACCGGAAGAACUCUGAUUGAUGUGCAAAAUGGGGAGCUCACAAUGAGGGUGAAUGACCAAAAAGUCACCUUUAAUGUGUUCAAUGCUAUGAGGUUUCCGGAUGAGAUAGAAGAAUGUUCCCGCAUAAGUGUAAUUGACUCUAUUGUGGCUGAAAGAUUUCACAAGGAAGCUUGGAAGGAUGAGAAGUUUAUAAGUUCUUUUGAUGAGCUUGAAGACUUGAGUGAAGAUGAAGACAACCAAGUUGCUUGGGGUGGAGCCAUUGCAACCUAUCCCUAA